Mercenaria mercenaria is the source of this 2877-nucleotide messenger RNA. RefSeq names its product arrestin domain-containing protein 3-like. Bases 1170 to 2765 code for a protein of 531 amino acids. NCBI's taxonomy places the organism in Eukaryota, Metazoa, Mollusca, Bivalvia, Venerida, Veneridae. The record is from RefSeq and is a predicted model, not a curated record. Gene Ontology annotation, biological process: protein transport. The transcript is spliced from 8 exons. Gene Ontology annotation, cellular component: cytoplasm.
GAAAUGUUUAAUCUAGGAGUAUUUUUCUGGCUCUUUUGUUAAUAGAAUUGGAGUGUUACGCGAGAAAAGCAAAAAAUGUUUUGACUAAGCGUAAUAAGCCACAGUGAUUUAAAGGUGAUAGAAGGAUGUAAAGAAGUACUUGAGGGUGUUUAAACGAUAUUUGAGGAUAAGAAUUAUUCAUUCUUCAAUGCAUUCAGUAAGGACUGAAUCUGGAUAGUUUAGCAGCUUGUGAGCCGGGGUAUGAAAUACGCGACAUUUCACAAAUGUCCUAGGUGUUGUGCUAAUUUUAAUAUUACGUGACAGUGUGUUUAACUGUUUCAUCAAUAUGUAUCCUUCAUAGCUACAUUUUUGAUUUUGAAAAUAUAUUUCAACUUUAUUGGAUGUUUAGGGAUCUACAUGCACAUCAUAAGUAGGUCAUGAAAUUAUAUUUACGGCGAUCUUUUAAUUACAGUAGUCGUCUUUCUUAUUUAACAGAACUGUGACGAGAAUCGACUCUGACUUGGAGAAGUCGCCUAACUGGUCUCGAAGUCGUGAUCGAUGUAGCAUAAUUCUUAGAAUAAAACGCUCAUUUCUUGUCAUUCUUACAGUGUGAUUGUGGAAUAGCUAUUUGGAUUGUACAGUUGGUCUAGCAGAUAGACGUUUUUAGAUAGGAAACUUUAUGCGAGUCGUAAGAAUCAUGCUUGAAGUACCCUUUGGGAAAAAUCCUUUGCAUACUUACUUACAAUAGGUAUAUGCGUUUUGUUACAAUUUCAGCAGAAAUGUAACGACUACUUUGUAUAUAUACGUAUAUAUACAUGUAUAUAUAUGUGUGUGUGUUUAAUUGCAAAUUCGAUACAGUUUAUUUUGACUUGAUAUACAUGUAAUAUACGUGACUACGUCGAACUUUCUGUUGAAUAAGAAAUACCAGUAAUACGAGUCUGAAGUCACUGAAAGCCUUUGCUGGACAGAUUAAUUAAUUCAGAAGUUCAGCGGGUAGAAUAUGGUUAAAAUUUGACUGGACGAUUUAACAGCAAAUGUUCUCGUGUGGUGCCGCUAUUCAGUACACAGCAAGUGAAAUAAGUUUCAUAUGUCUAAUAUUUAAACUUUCAGACGAAUUGUAAGAUUUACAUAACAGUCUAUCAUUUGACAUGUUGACUUGAUGUUAAUACGCUGAGUUUGCACGCGGGAAAAUGGGUCAGAGGAAAGUGGUUGAAGAAUUUUCGGUGACAUUGCAGAGUCGACCAAGUGUUCAUGGUCCCAUUUAUAUGACGGCGGACACUGUUAAGGGUCAUGUAAGACUAGAGAUUCUUCAACAUUUGUCUUUGACAUAUGACGCAGUUAUUUGUUCCGAUUCUGCGCAAGGUUUACAAAACUCCUUAGAUAGCUUAGAAACAUAUUGUACAAAAUGGAACCUAACUGUAAAUGUAGCAAUAUCUAUCACAAUAAAAGGUCAAGGUUAUGUCCACUGGACGGAACAGAAAUUGCGAGGCCCAGGAGAACCAAGAUUUAAGGAUACACACCACCAUUCCGCGUCAGAGGAUUACUUUGAGCAUACGUUAGUGUUAUUUGGUCAGGGUACGGGAGAACGUCCUGAUAAGUGCUAUCUACCAGCUGGACGUUAUACAUAUCCGUUUCAGUGCCAACUUCCAGCUAAAUUACCAUGCUCAUUUGAAGGAGAGCUGGGCUACGUGAGGUACUGGGUGAAAGCCACCAUAGAAAAAGGGAGAGAACUAAUACAUAAGACCAAAUUACCAUUCACAGUUAUAUGUCCAUUGGAAUUAAAUUCUGUUCCAGAUUCAGAUACUCCUGUACAAGAAUCUACGGAGAAAAAUAUGUGCUGCUGGUGUUGUUUGUCUGGACCAAUCAGCGCGUCGCUUUGUCUUCCAAAACGAGGCUUUGUUCCAGGAGAGCCAAUCAGAUUUGCAGUUGAAGUUUCAAAUUUGUCUUCGAGGCAAAUGGGAUGCUGUUCCGUUGAACUGAAAAUGACAGCGUUAUACAAGACAACAACGAUGUGUAGAAGUACAACUAAACAGAUAUGCAAGGUUAAACGUGACCGGAAGUUCGGACGAGGAGAAUCGAUAACGUGGUUUUGUGAUCAGCUCGUCAUUCCACCUGUGCCACCGAGCUGUCUUAUUGGCUGCAGUAUAAUCAGUAUUAAAUACACACUAGAGUUGCGGGUAGAUCCUGUGGGACCAGCCUUUGAUUUAACACUUCCAAUUGAAAUAAUUGUAGGAACUUUACCACAUCGAGCUAGAACCGAUCUUCAUCAUUACGCCAAUAUCUCAUAUCAGCGAGGUAGUAAAAAUAGUCAUUCUCGCCAAGACGUGAGUUCUAGAAACAGUCAACAUAGUAACCCUCCUCAAAAUACACGUGCAAGAAACAAUAAACAAAACUCUUCCACUCAUGAUCUUACUUCGAAUAGCAGUCAACACAGUCGUGAAACAGACACACCUGUUAUUCAGAGACAACCAAUCGGAGUGCCUGUAUUGCCAAUGCAAGGAGGAAAAUUAAUGGUAAACCCCGCCCAGUCAUUACAUCAGUCCAAUCAAACCAUGCAGCAGUCUCAAGGCGCCUCCCAGUCGCCACGUGACCCAGUUCGGCCUUCAUCUCGUGCCUCAUCCGCCCCGUCCACAAAUUCAGCAUCUUCAGCACAUUCGAUUCGAAUUUCAGCGAUAUUUGCCGAGUCAGCAUUCGGAAGACAAGGCCUGCGUUUUGAAGAUGGCAGCGAAUCCGGAAAUGGGCGUGUGAAAUUUGCUCCAUUAUAUCCGUACUACUUAUGGAGAUAACAGAAGCUGGUGUUUUAUGGACGUUAAUACACUCAAUAGGCAUUCAAAGACUUUGUGAUAUUGUGUAAAAAUGUAAAUACACACAUUAUUGUAAAUACAUAUGUAUAUGUUA